Molecule: messenger RNA, 7102 nt
Organism: Pelobates cultripes (western spadefoot toad)
Lineage: Eukaryota; Metazoa; Chordata; Amphibia; Anura; Pelobatidae
Source: the annotation of a GenBank genome assembly
AUGUGUCCGGUGGAGAACCCAGCCUGCAGAGAUCAGCCAUUCACCAUAGUCCAUAGACACAUGGAUCUUAUCUCCAGUCGCAGUGUGCCCACAGACAUCUUCCAGAUGCAAGCCACGACACGCUAUCCUGGAGCCUAUUAUAUCUUCCAGAUCAAGUCAGGAAAUGAUGGUAGAGAGUUCUAUAUGAGGGUAAGUGUUUCAAAUGUAUUCUACCACCAUUAUGUUUUACGAUUUUAUUGUCUAAUGAAGUGGGUUAACCUGACGUGGCCUUGCAUCAGCUGCCCAGGUGAUGUAGCGUCCUACAGGAUCUCUUAAGGUUCCAUUAGAUAAUAUUUCUAUACAUUUUGACCACUACCAAUAAGAAAAGUUGGACCACAAACCUUUAAAUAGUAAGGAUCGCUAGGCAACCGCUUCUUUUUGGAGGUGCUUAUAUCUCAUUAAUUUGAAAGUUUUGAAGAUGCCAAAAUCAGCUCGCUGAUUCCCUUUCCCAAACUAACCUGGACACAUCCUGAGUGGUAUCUUCUUCUUCUAUCAAUUCUUUUGUGAAUUACAAUUAUUUUACUGCAAAUGGAGUCAAGCCGAUUUAUCAUAUACAGUGGGACAUAUCCAGAACCUUACAUUCUAGAGUGGGGGCAUACAAAGCAUUGAGAGAGCCCUUCUGAAAAAAAAUCAGUAGGGGCCAAGUGGACAGCUAUAAAUAGCGUCCCACUUAUAAGUCGGAGCAUUGCUAAAUUCCAAACAUAUAUUGCUUUUGAUCCCAAAGCAGAAAAUUCUGAACCCCUCCACCUUAUCAUCUUAUAAUGCUGAGGGAGGGGAGCACAGUGAAUGCUAGUGUGUUCUCAGGUGGUACAGUACGUUCCAAAAUGAAGGAGACAUGGUGCAAUGGGUGCCAGAGAAUUGAGAAAGAGAGUGCUAAGGAAUGAGGCAUGGUGGCUCAUCAGGCAGUUUGGCACAAUGAGUGAUAAUGGAAGGAGGCAUAAAGAGCGCUGUGAGAUGGCUGCUAAGAUAGGGAGAACAUGCUGUCUUACAGGGGGACUGGGGAUGGGGGAGGGAGGGUUAGAGGAGAAAAGGUGCCUCUGGAGGGGAAAUAAAGACAAUGAAGAGGGACCUAUAUGAGUUGAGAAGUUUUCCUUACCUGUUUCCAUAAAGUCAAGAAAGACUAGGCUGGCUAAUGCAGUUUGAGCUGUGGUAUCGUGACUGUGGAGAGGUCUUGAGGAUCACCUGGGGGGGUUUUCAAUAAGUAGUUAUAGUGUAAUUUCCAGUAGGCUUAGGAAGGUCUUGAUGUGGUGGAAGUGAGUUAACGUGUGCAGCCCAACAGUAAAAUAUAUAAAUAUCAUACUAUGCCCAUGAGUAGAUCUACCGGUAAAUUGAAUUUGUGCACUAUUGAAGUCCACACUUUACAGGAUCAGAUCUGGGGCUCAGCCCCUAAAGCUCCACCCUAGCAACAUUAAUAGAUAGAACCCUGCUAACAAGCUUACAAUCCAGAAACUGUGGAAUACAGAUCAGAACACAAAUCAUACAAAGGGUAACUCUUACUCAUAAAAUUCAAAUCUAGGGGACAGAUAGGACACAUACUUUACAUAGAGGCUAGAGCCCCACUCUCAAGCUUACAGUCUACCAGUAGUGUGGGACUGGUGAAACACACAGCAUUCACAUUUAGAACUUACACCUCAUAAGCUUACAAUCUAGAAGGGUUAAUGGGGAAUUGAAACAAAACACACUGAGAGAACCUGGCUUGCAGGAAUAGGAAUGGGAGACAGGUGAAACAUAAGAUACCGAAACAUCCUCUUCGCAAGCAUGUAUUUUAGGUCCAAAAUGUACAGAGGGGGCCCUGUAAACAAGCCUUUAAGACAGAAAGAAGUAGCCCUGGUUCAUUCAUUUGUUUAAUUGCUUAGAGAUCAGAUAACUGGUCAGUUGUAAGCAUAAAUGUAGUUAUAUAGGGGACAAAUGUAAUUAUAAAUUGCCAUUGAUUAUUGUUGCUGGAAUUGAACAUUUGAUCCUUGUGAUUCUAUUUAGCCAACAGGGGGAGCUUGUAUGGUAGGGAAUCCAGCAAUGUUCUAAUGAACUAGAACUCAAUUCUUAUUCUGUAGAGAAUCAGGUGGACAAAAAAAACCACAUAUCUAAAGUAUACAUUGUGCGUUUUUUACACAAACCGGAAAAUUUUACAAAGUAAUGAAGAUAAUACAUGUUCUUGCUGAUGUGAAAAUAGGUUGAUUUUUAUGGUUUGGUAAAUAAAAGUUUUAAUUAUUCCCUUCUUUUGAAAUAUAAAAAAGAUGAAAGAUGCAUCCUGGUAGCCACCUUCAAAACUAUUUAAACACAAAGCAAUCUUAAUAGAGAGCAUCAAAUAUGUCAAAGGACAUGUGACCAUAAAAUUCUUGGAAAACUACAUUUUAUCUAGGGCCAACUCUAUCACAGGUGUUGAAGUUUAACACGUAUCACCGUCACUCAAACCCCUACUUUCACUUACAAAUUCAUUCAAAUAUGCAGAGUGGUCUUAACGCAUGGGCACGCUGGGCAGGUAUCUGGAGGCUUCCCCCACCCCCCCCCACAUCCCUCCACAAAUGUAGGCUUGCCAACUUUUCAGUAUAUUAUUCCAGGAGAUUUAUUCAGAACCCUUAAACCCUGUUCAUCAAAAUGUCUAGGUGGACUAAUCACCUCAGUAUUGACAUUCUGAAGUCCAUAGACUUCAAGCCAGUUAUGAAGCAAUUUUCUUCAAAGACAUUUUGCAAACGUUUGUAUUGAACACGUGAUUAAUAAUAAAUAAUUCAUAGUAAUUUCGUACUGUGCCGUCUCCAUCUGUAUGAUUUGUAGAAUACAAUUUUUAUGUUGAAUUUCUUCUUUUUCAACUUCAAGGCUCGUUAUAUUGUCCAAACGUUUGUGUGAUUUAAUCUCUGCUGUUCAGCAUGUUUCGUUUUUUUUUGUUUUUUUAAUGCUUUAUUUUUGCUGUGAAUGAAAUAACAGGAGCAUGCUUGCAAUGCCACAACAGCAGUGACAGGCAAUUUGAAAACAAGUAUUAGUUUACAUUUGCAUGGCAUUCAGAGAAAAGCACAAUUUUAUAAAGUUUAUAACUCAAGCUAAAUACAAGCUGACUAUGUAUGUCUAUUAUGGUGGUUCGCGUUGGGAUCAUCAGACUUGAGACAUUAAACAUACAGUGAUUCUUAAGUGUAUAAGAGCUGGACUUCUCUGCUUAAGUUGCUUAAACUGGACUUUAUCAAGAAUAUAAGACAUAAUAUUGAAGGAGUAGUUAAAGACUUAUGAGGCAUAAAUAGCCCCUGCUGCCUUAAUUCGAGAUGUAUUGCCCUGCAGGAAAUCAUAAGCGAUAAACAACAAGAUAUGCAUGGGGGGCACAGUGUCAAUAGUGUUGCUCAUGGUAUAAAAUUAAGCAUUACUUGUGGUACUGUAUCCUAUCCGUUAGUAUGUGCUUUCAUAUGCUACUUAGUACUAAUGUAAGAGAGAAUGAUUAAGCACUGAAAAACAUGUUAUGCUUCAUGGAAAAAGCAAACUUAUAACGUGGGAACACCCCGAGACCCCAAUGACAGGCGUUUGAGUUCCAAUGCCCCUCUCAGGGCUAUGAUGCAGGUUUCUGCUUGCACAGUGUGGCCAUUGAUGUUACUCAAAGUCAUUUUUACUCAAUGUCCGCACCGUGAAGGCUGAGGGCUGGGAAAUCCCCACGGGCACGGGGGGGAGGGCAGGGCCCAGUUUACCCAAAUGAGGGAAUGCCGCUGGAUACUGUCGGGCAGGAUAGCAGGGUAGCGUCUGUCCACCCCACUCACCGAUUGAGUAGGCCUCAUCCCGUAGGAACGACAUAUAUCUCUCCAAGGGACUGAAACAAGAAUCGCGAGCCUCUCCGAGGGUCCAGUGCUUUCUCGUGCGCUGGCCCACCGCUUUUGGUCAUCUGGUAGGGUCCCUUUUUUGAGCUUAAAAGACAGAGUUGUUGGAGCCAUUGUUUCAUGCGACCAGCCAGCAUGGCAGUCGGGCCCCGUCCCCGUUCAGCAUGUUUUUAAUGUUCAAACACUGAUUUGUUGGAGGUGCCAAUAAAUAUAAGCUUAAUUUUAUAGAUAAUUUACAUUUUCAUUUCUGUAAGGGAUUGUAAACAGGGCCCCGGUGCAUGGAUUUGCCCAGGGGCCUAUAAUGCUGUUAAGACAACCUUUAAGAUAUGUAUUUUUUUAUUUAGUAUUUUUGCAGUGCAUAAUAAUAUUACAAACAUGCUUGCGGUACCCCAACGGCAAUCCUCACGUAUAUAAUCACGCUGUACAUUUGGGAUAAUACAUGCUCAAUUUUAUAUUUUAGACACGCUAAUGAUAUGGAACAUGCUAGGCACAUAGGAACUAUAGUAACCUAGGUUUUACGUAGGUCUUAGGUACCAUGCAGUACAGUAGGUUAUAUGGGAGGCACAGUGUUUAAAGCUUAUAACAUGAACAAAUGACAGGAUAAGUCCUGUAGGAGGCCGCAAACCAGUCAGAGGGGAAUCUUGUUAGCUGUGAAGCUAUUCAUUGACUUUAAGAAAGGGGUAAGAAGUCACCAGAGUCACCGGCGUACCUACCACGGUGGCAGGGGUCGCAGCUGCGACCAUGCCCGCCACUCCAGAGGACCCAACCGCCCUGUGGACCCCUGUGACGGGUAUCCACCGCAAUCAUCUUCUGCGGCCCCGGCCCCCGCCGUCCAAGGGGUCCAUCGGGUGGCCCAUGCUGUCAGGGCCACCCGAUGGAGAUAGAUUGUAAGGGGGCCCUGUCAGCGCUGGGAGAUUUAACAGCGCGAACUUGCCCCCUGUGAUGACAUCACACGCUGGGAGGAAGUGACCGCGCGGGAGGAAGCAGAGGGAGUCAGAGUGGGAACUCUGACUCCCAUCAACCUGAGCCUCCACUGGACCCCAGGGAAUGUCACCCCCUGCAUCUUAAAGGUAGGAAACAGGAGGGUGACUUAAACAUUUUGUGUGUGUGUUUGUAUGUAUGUGUGUCUGUAUGUAUGUGUAUGUCUUUGUAUGUGUGUCUGCCUGUAUGUGUGUGUGCUUGUCUGUUUGUAUGUAUGUAUGUGCGUCUUGUGUGUGUGUGCCUGUCUGUCUGUGUGUGUCUGUCUGUGUGUCUUUCUGCCUGUGUGUAUGUGUGCCUGUCUGUUUUUAUAUGUAUGUGUCUUUGUAUGUAUGUGUCUUGUGUGUGUCUGUAUGUGUGCCUGUCUGUUUGUAUGUAUGUGUCUGUGUGCCUGUAUGCGUGCCUGUCUGUUUGUAUGUAUGUGUCUGUGUGUAUGUGUCUAUGUGUGCGUGUGUGUCUCUAUGUAUGUGUGUGUGUCUGUCUGGGGGGGGAAUAGGGACGGGGAGGCCCACGGAUCAUUUUUGCACCGGGGCCCCAUGGUUUGUGUGUACGCCAUUGACCAGAGUAGUUGGAUGUGGCCCAUAUUCCCUCAGAGGGUAAGGUGAAUGGCCAUGAAACCCUUCAGGCCCAGCUUAACCUAUGCCAGCCAGAGGAUAAACAGAGUCCCGUAACCAGGAUGAGUGCUGCAGGCUUUACCAACUUACAAAGGAUCCGCAAAUCAGGCCUCUUGACAUAAUCAGGGUUCGCCUUGGUACCUCAGUGAGAGUAUGCGUUCUGGCAUGAUCCUGCUGCCAUUGUUGCUGUCCGGCUGCUUGUCGUGUGAGCAAGAACUUGUGAGGGAUCCCAAUCUUAGCCCCACAUGGUCGAGUAGAUUUUCGUGCAUGCGGGAAAUGUCGCUGCCUCCGGCGCCAUUUGCUAGCACUCUUCGGUCUGGGGAUAGCUUGCUAGUGUUGGGAGCCAGGAGAUGGCACCUCGGGUAAGCACUCAUCUGCUGUGUGUGUCUCAGCCUGCUUCAGCCUGUGUGCUAAUUUCUUCCAGAAGGCUUCGAAGGUGCAUUCCAGCCAUGCCAGGAUAUCGGGAUCUCCCUCACAGUGGCUUGAUGUGUACGUGGUGUCUGCCGUUGUGCUCAGCUGUGGUACUGCGGGUUGUCUGUGUGGGCUUGUCUCUUGCCUCCUGUAUAGCCGGAUUACCUCCCAGGGAUGGACCGGGAUCACCUCCGUGUUCUGGGGGGAAGGGGAGUAUCGUGCCUGUGGGUCCGCCGAUGAAAGGACGGGGAAAGCGGCCGUCUCUCUCCAGUUCCAUCACCCACAGGCCACGAUCAGACACCUUGGGCUCCUGUGCACCAAUUUACUCGAGAGAGGUAUCAUGAGAUUCGCCAGGGCACUCUGAGCACGGGUAAGAGCUUGUAUUGGCAAUUAUUGGCGAUUAAUCGGCUUUAGCUGUGGGAGUCCAGUGAACACGCAUCUAGUCAGCAAGCUGGUAAGGCUCCACCCCUGUAUUACUGUUUUUAAAAUGGAAAAAAACAAACUUGUAUUUUGAGGAAGUUGGCGAUUCUACAAUCCUGGCUAUUUUGGCCUAAAUUGGGUGGGGUGUGUGGGUUCUCAUUAUUGAUAAAUAUUUUCUUCCCACCCAUUCAGGUAGAAUAUAGAAACCUAUGAACAUCUUGAUGAAAUGCAAAUCACAUGAGCCCUGAACAGUUAAAAACUGGCAUUUGAAUUUCUCUCUUAAAAGGACACUAUAGGCACCCAGACCACUUUAGCUCAUUGAAGCCUCUAGUGCUUGUCUACCAGGCAGCCAUUGGGAACGCUUCCUGGAUCGAAAUGGACCUUUGGUCCGAUAACUGUUGCUGGAUGUCCUCACGAUCUGCAUGUGGACAUCCAGAGCCAGAUUUUUCCCCAUCUGAAAGCCUUGAUUAAAUGCUUUCCUAUGGGCAGGCACACUAUUAGCACACUAAUGAGGGCUCCACUCCCUGGUUGCAUAAUUGUACACUUAAAAUGUCAACGUUAAAUGUAUUAUAUUUAUUUAUUUAAGUUGAACAGAUUUUAAUUUUUUUUCUCAGCAAUAUAGUGAAUUCUCAUUAAAUAUAUAUGUAUAUUUUACCUUAAUUUUUCUUUCUGAUUUCUUACAUACAGCAAACAGGACCCAUCAGCGCUACCCUAGUGAUGACACGACCCAUUAAAGGUCCUCGGGAUGUUGUUCUCGACCUCGAGAUGGUAACUGUGAAUACUGUGGUAAACUUCCGCGGCAGCUCUGUCAUCCGACUGAGGAUAUUUAUUUCACCCUAUGCAUUCUGA